CAUAGCUUCCUUGCCUGCACUCUAUCAGUUUGCCAGACCGUCUGUCUGCCUACCUGGCCGUCUGGCACCAUCUGUCUGCUUGUCUGACACAGUCUUCCUGAAUGUCUGGCACACUGGCUGCCUGUCCACCUGGCACUGCACGCCUGUCUAGCACCGCCAACGUCUGCCUGUCUGUCUAACACUGCCAAACUGUCUGACACUAUCUCUUUAUGAUGACCUGUAUGAGUCUGUUUCUGUUAGUCUGCCUGUCUGGCACUGUCUGUCUUUGCCACCCUGUCUGGAACUGUCUCCAUAUGCUUGUCUGUUGACACUGUCUACCUGUCUGCCGCUGUCUCAGUUUGCCUGUCUGGCACUCUUUGUUUCUGCCAACCUGUCUAGCACCUCCAAUGUGUCUCUGCCAGCUUGUCUGGCACUGCCACUGUCUGCCUGCUUCCUCCGCAACCAGCCUCUGUGCCGAUGAUCUAACGUGCAGACGCCGAGCGUCACUCGGUGUCAGAGGGCCGGUGAGUGAGCAGCUGCCUGCCUUGCGGCUCCAGUAACCCGAAACUUCCAACUCGGUAACAGCUGACCUCGGCAGCCCUCUCCUCUCCGCCGUCCCAGCUGCAAGUCCCACGGCCUCUCCUUCCUACAACAGCUCUCCGCCCUCAGAGACAGCCUCCUCGCCAUGGCAAGCGGCCCGACAGUCCUCCUGCUGUGUGCCGGUGUCACCCUGUUGCUAGGGCGAGUUUUAGGUGAUGAUGGAUUUAACUUGGAGGAUGCUCUUGACGAUACCACCUUGAGACCAACUCCUGCGAAACCUCGCAACCCCUCAGGUGGGGCAGAUACUGGGGAUUUUGAUCUCAAAGAUCUGUUGGACUUCGACACCCCUACAGACAAGCAAACAACAACCAAACCUCCCAGGAGCAUGACAACCACCAAAGCACCAAAGAAAGGAGGGGACAAUGAUGAUCUUAGCUGGUUGGAUUUGCUUCAAACUACCAAAUCACCUCAUAAAACCACAAAGGCACCCAAAACCACCAAAAAAACACCAAAGAAGGACACAAGUGACCCUGGCCUUGAUUUUGACCUGGCCGAUGCCCUUGAUGACAACAAUGACCAUGGCAAAAAAGGUCAAGGUAACUCAGAUCACCCUCGCAAUCCACGCCCUAAAGGAAACAAACCAAAACCAGGUUCGUCUGACAUUUCAAAUCAAGACCUGGAGGACUUGGUGAAUGACGGUGACUACAGCCCUGAUAAGAAGAGGUCAGAUGGCCCAUCGCCUUCCAAUGACGAGAAUCAAGUCGCCCUGCCUGAAACAACAAUCGCUGGGAUCGCCAGUGCUGUGGCAGCUGCAUUGUUGGGGGCCGUGUCCAGCUACAUUGCCUACCAAAAGAAGAAAUUGUGCUUUAAGAUGCAAGGGAGCCUGAAUCAGCCCUACGUGAAGGGGGAAAGUGCAGGAGCUGGGACAAUGUCUGAGCCACAAGGGAACAUCUGAACAUCUCAUUCAGCCAAUGAAGAGUUUCAUCAUUUCUUGGACUUUUCCUUCUCCUUCUGGUCAUCUGCAGGUUCUGGAUCUUUCCUUGCAUGUCCAUUUUUUUUUUAUUUUUAAGCUCAUCUUCAUCAAUACUUAUUGUUUUAUUUUUCUGAUUGAGUCUUGGUUGGUUUGACUUUACGCUCUAAAUAUUUGUAACCUGAGAUAUCCUCGUCUAGCCCACAGCUGUUAUUCUGUACACAUUGAAAUGCUGUGGUCUUCUCUGUUCCUCCUCAGACCUAUUCUUCAAUGAGUGAAAACCUUGCUCAGGUGGGAACUGGUGACUUGGUUUCUUUAUAAAUAGUUCACAGUCCUCUAGCCCAGUAAUCCAAUAACUCUAAAGUACUUGCCUCCCUUACUUUUACCAAAUUUACCUGUGUCUGUUUAGUCAAAACAAUUGGUGAACAGACUGAGAAACCAAGACCUAAGUUCUCUAAAUUUUGCUCACAACUCUCGGUCCUGGCGAUCUUCCCUCUACACUCUCAGUCCUGACGCAAGGUCUCAACCUGGAACGUUGAACAUUUCUUCACCUCCACAAAUGCUACCUGAGCUGCUGAGUUGCUCCAUCGAUGCUCCAAGUUCUGCUCAGUUUGCCUGGAAGGACAAAAGUCUACACUGAUGGGUCUAAGUAUGUUUGAAUGUAAGGAUUGUUAUAAAGCCAAGCAGCCUGAAAACAAGUUGUCCAACCCACUAUCUCCAUACUGGCCAUCAACCACCCAUUUUACACUAAUCCUACAUUGGUGGUGAUUGUCCAUCAUGUCCAACGAUGACAGGAAACCUGUGCGGGGGAGUUUUUAAACAUGGAAAAGCCAUUGCAUUGGGGCAGUUUCACUCUCUCAAUGUCAGAAGUCCAGGUCCAGUGGUACGAAUGGUCAUCACAACUGGGGUCUUCCUUGGUUGCAGUCGGUGACCACGACUUCUUCUGCGCCUUAUCAUUCCUUUCACUCUCCAUGAAACGUUGCAGGACCCCCUUCCUGGCCGUUGGCUCUCACUGUUAGUCUCUUGCACCCAGUCUGCCAGAGCUAACCUGCAUGCUAGGACAGGCAUGUCCCUAUCUCACUGGGGUAUCAGGCCCUCCACCUCCCCUCACCUGGCCCACCAGUCGAAGUAUUGUACCAGGGUGUGGCUGCUGUCCCAUGCAAGCGGCUACUUGGAGCCACAGGUGAGAGCUGAGUGGUGGGGACCAAAAGUGAGUGAGCUGUUCUAGAUUGGACACGACAAGGCCCUUCACCAGAGGUGCUACCCCUGCAUGGAUGUCCCAUAAACCCCAACCCUACAUGAAUCCCAUUUUAUUCUCCCCACUUUCUCAUCAACUCCCCCUCCACCAGCUUCCACAUCCCUCCUAUGAAGAGACCACAACUGAGCACAAUACUCCUAAAUGUAGUCUAACCACAGCUUUAUAAAACUACAUUACCUCACUGGUCUUGAACUCAAUCCCCGGACUAAUGAAGGCCAACACACCAUAUACCUUCUUAACCUCUAUCAACUUCUGCUGCAACUUCGAGGGAUCUAUGGACUUGGACGCAAAGAUCCCUCUGUUCCUCAACAGUGCUGAGAAUCUUGCCAUUAAUCCUGUACUCAUUUUUCCAGAUUGAACCCCAUCUGCCACUUCACAGCCCAAUUCUGAAUCCUGUCAAAUUCCUGUUGUAACCUAUGACAGCUUCUACACGAUCCACAACGCCACCAUCCUCCGUGACCAAUGAUUUGGCAAAGUGAAGAGCCUCAGUGGCUAUUUGUCUGUGGUAGCGAUGGACAAUAAAUGUGGGGUUCUGAAGAUCAGCCAAGGAUUUCACACCAGCAACACAGGAUGAAGAGUAGUCGCAUUGCAAAACUGAGGGAGCACACAGUUUAACAUUCAUGGUAGAUUCCUUUUUAGGGGCAUGGAAAAGUACAGCUCAGAAACAGGCCCUUUGGCCCAACUAGUUUGUGCUGAACCAUUUAAACUGCCUAGUCCCAGACCAUAGCCCUCUGUAUUCCUCUCAUCUGUGUACCUACCCAAACUCCUCUUAAACGUGGAAAUUGAGCACCACUUGCGCUGGGAGCUGGUUCCAUACUCUCACGACCCUUAGCGUGAAGUAGUACCUUUUCAUGUUCUUCUUUCACCCUUAACCCAUGACCUCCAGCUGUAGUCCCAACCUCAGUGAGAUUUCCUAUGGAGGAAAAGAUUCAAACAGGACCACCAACCUAAAAAAAACUUCAGCAAAAUAUUCCGGAAUACUUAAACAGAAAAUACUGCAACUAUUCAGCAGGUCAGAUAGCAUCCGUGUAGAAUGAAACAGUUAAUAUUUCAGAUCAGUGACCUAUCAUCACUCAAGUCUACCAAUUGAUUUUAAGACAAGUGAUUUGACUGAAAAUUAAUUAAAGUAACCCUGGGCCAGCAGAGGUUUACAAGGCUCAUCCAAAUUGGCUAGCGGUCUCAGUAGGCUUGACUGUGUAUCUGGGGAAAGUAGAUGGAAGAAGUCAAGGUUACAGACGGUGAUCUCUGAUUCUGGUAUGCUGUUGCAAUAAACCACAGUAAUCUCAGCAACUACAAUAAGAUACAAGCAUACGUGGACUAUAAGCAGCAAUUCCGCAUGCAGAUUACAGACUCAACAAGGUAGCAGAUGGUUUAAUCAGAAUGGGUUGACCCCAGUUACAAUGGGCUCAUUAUGAAAAAAGCGGGUAAGGAGGCGCAAGGGUGUGGGAUACAAUUAGGCUUUGUUUCUCCGGACGUGCCUGCCCUGUUCACCAUGAUCUGUGUGCUCUGUUUUGGUUGAACUUUGCUGCAGCUGAGAGGAGCCUCCUGGAGUCACAGCCAGAGAAGCCGGCAGCAGAUAAUGCAAAUCCAGUCUAGAUCACCGUGUUGAAAGCAACAGCCUUUACCUGGAGACCAACCUCUGUUUAAAAUGUGUCUUUUCUUAAUUUAUUUAAAGUAAAUUGGAACGUUGUUACUUAAAGUCAUUUACAUCUGUGUUAGACUAGGUAUGAAAAUAGUGGGUAGACUAUGUACAAUGUUGGUGUAGGUUCCACGUUAGAAGUAAUGGACAAUGGGAAAGUGGUUUGGAUUGGAGAAACUCAGCAAGAUCCGCAGCUCGCUUAAAGCAUGUAGUUUCAAGAUUUCUUUCUGAUGUUUUAUAAAAUACUAGCAUUAACUGAUGCAGUAGCAGGGAAGAGGGUGAAUGUGAAGGGAUGCCAUUCAAAUGAACAUCUUGCAUUGGUUUACAUAGAUCAGAGAUGGUGACUGAAAUAAACAAACGAUGGCAUCGGCCUGUCCUUCAAACCAUUUUACAACUCUUCGUAUAUGCAAAAGUAUGCCUGUCUAAAAGAGCCUCUAAGAGGCCACUGUUGUAUGUGCCUCCACCAUCAUGCCUGGCACCCACCACUCUCUGUAAAAAUAACUUAUCCCGCACAUCUUUGAACUUGCCCCUUCUCACCUUAAACACAUGCCUUCUAGAACAUAGAAUGUUACAGCACAGAACAAGCCUUUUGGUCUAGACUGUUGUGCUGGCCUUAUUACCUACCUUAAGGUCAAGCUAGCCCUGCCCUCCCCCGUAGCCCUCCAUUUUUCUAUUAUCCAUGUGCCUAUCUAGGAGUCUGUUAAAUGCCUCUAAUAUCUCUGCCUCUACCACCACCCCGGUGGCAUGUUCCACACACACACCAUUCUCUGUGUAAAAUAACAUAAUAGUAUUAGACAUUUUGAGCUCAGGUUCUGGGGGAAAGCAGCUGAAAGUUAAUCAGUGACAGAAGAACUCAGUGAACAAGAUCUGAAACGUUCCAUGUGUAAAACCCCCGAGCCCUUCCCUCAUCUCAGAUAUUGAGAUCAAGCCAUCGAAAGCUGAACUUUACAAGCAAUAGUCAGGAGCUGCCAUGGAUUGCAAACUGCACACUAAAUAUCAACAGAUAGUGCAAACGUUGCAUCUGCCUGCUAAAUCCUGCAAUAAUAACCUCUGGCUGAAUUAUUGCUUCAAAUUUUACAUGACUGAUAGGGUGCACCUUCAGAAGAGCAGCGUAGAAAGCAGUUUCCUUGUGUAUAUAUUUUCCAAAAGACUGUGUUCAGCACUUACUCUAUGAGUGGUUGGGCAAUUAGCUUGGAUCAGAGCCUGCUGCAUUCGAUGUGAAUAUCAAUCAGUUCCCACCACCAAAGGACAUAAACCACCACACCGUGCAAAUACUAGCACACAAUUUAUCAUGUGUAAAGACUUGAACCUGCUGCUAUGUGUUCCCCUUGAGUUUUGUUAGAGAGACAAUCUACGUUAAAUUCUGAUUUCUCCUACACUUUCUGCAGCUAUCAUAUUUACAUUUUUUUAUUGGGGGGGAUGUUUGCCAAUUUAAAAAUGGUGUUGCCAAUUUAAAGGAAAAGACUUAAGGGCACGUGCAAAGUUGUAGCUAAAAGGCACUGCUGUGCUAACGAUCCCUCAGAGUACAAAUCAGGAACACAGCGUGAGAAUAGGCCGCUUAUUCCCUCAUCUCUUGCUCAUUCAAUGAGACGAUGCCUCAUUUGUGACUGAUCCCUGCAUACCUGUCUUUGUCCUCCAUACCUUUGCUUAGCAAUAAAAUAGCAAUCUCAGAUUUAGAGAUAACAGUAAGACCAUAAGGAUUAGGCCAUUCAUCCUAUCAAGUCUCUUCUGCCUCUCCAUUACGGCUGACUCCCGAAGCAGGUUUAUUAUCACUGACGUGCUGUGAAAUUUGUUAUUUUGCUGCAGCAGGCAGGGCAGUGCAAUACAUUAAAAAAAAAUAGUAAAUCACCAUAAGAAGUACAGUGCAACUGGUUAACUGGGACACAUCAAGACCAGUACAUUUUAGUCCAUUCAGGCGGCUGCCCCAAUUAGCUGACGUUUCAUGGAAAUUUAGUUAAAAAGUUAUAUUAAAAAAAAGACAAACUGAGUAACAAAUUAUGUAUUUAAAUGAAGUAAAAACAAAUUUGAACUCUACCGAUAGUACUACAGUACUAUAAAAUUGUGCAUUAGUUCCUAAUAGUUAUCAAGGGAGGAAUUCAUCCAGUGUACGCAAUGAACAAAAUCAGUGCAGGCACCCAGUGCAGAUAAUGGACUACCUUCAUAAAAUGCUUUAGAUGAUUGCAUCCUCUGAAUCUUCAUUUUCAUUGUCGAUACCUUCCAAUUCUUCUUACUUCCUAACUUGUUGAAGUAGUGAAAUUGUUUCAUUUUUAUGCCCCGCCAUUUCUGGCAUCUCCGAGCCUGAAUACUUGAAACCACAGUGAGCAAAAUGGUUAAUUGUCUUACUGCUUAUUUCCCACUGACUGUCAAUGACAGAAAUCACUGAUGUUUGAACACAACACAUGUAGCUGAUGCUAUAAGCAUGGUGUAGUCUAACGGCCACACCAGUGCACGCGACUGAUACUAGUUAGAACUUGUUCAGUAAGAGUCUCCUGCCCCAAUUAAGUGGUGUGGUGUCCUAAACAAAUGAAGGGAAUCCCCUCAAUUUUCUUCAUCAGUUUUUGUCCCUUAAGAGCUGUCACAAAUAAAUGGUUGUCUGAUUAACCUUUGGCCCGAUUAACCAGAAUCCAAUGUAUAUAUUUUUAAAAUUGAAUUCAAUAAGUAGUGCAAGGAGAGAGCAAAAAUAGUGAGGCAGUGUUCAUGGGUUCACUGUCCGUUCAGAAAUCUGAUGGUGGAUGGGAAGAAGCUGUUCCUAAACGUAGUGUUGAAUAUAUAUUAUCCCUCUCAACCCCAUUCACCUGCCUUCUCCCCAUAACCUUCGAUGCCCUGACUAAUCAAGAACCUGCUUUAAAUAUACCCAGUGACUUGGUCUCCACAGCAGUGUGUGACAAUGAAUUCCGAAUACCAAUCAAGAUGGCAUCCAUGGCCUUCGGUGGCCAGCAGUUUCAGACCUUUGUCACUUUCGGCCCAUCUAGCCCGUGCCGAACCUAGAGAACAAAUUGACAACAUUGCUGGGUGCAUUUCAAAUAGAGAAAGCAGACGGUAAACGAUUGAAGUUUUUGCACCCAGACCAUAAUUGGGCGGUACAGUAGCGUGGUGGUUAGCACAACAUUUUACGCUACAGAUGGCCCGGGUUCAAUUGCCGCCUAUAAGGAGUUUGUAUGUUCUACCCAUGACCAUCUAGGUUUCCUCCCACAGUCCAAAAAUGUACCGGUUGGUAGGUUAAUUGGUCUUUGUAAAUUGUCCCAUGAUUAGGCUCGUGUUAAAUCAAGGGUUGCUGGGCGGUAAGGCUCAAAGGCCUGGAAAGGCCCUAUUCCGUACUGUAUCUCAAUAAAAAUUUUAAAAAAUAAAUAAGUAAGCGCUCCGUGCCCCUCCCAUCCAUGUACUUACCCAAAUUUCUCUUAAGUGUUGAAAUCGAGCCCACGUCCACGGCUUCAAAUGGCAGCUUGUUCCACACUCUCACCACUCUGUGUGAAGAAGUUCCCCUUAAAUAUGUCACCUUUAACCCACGACAUGAGCAGCCUAAUUCAUACAGUGCCCAGCCUGACAGGAAUCAUUAUAGAUGACUUUUGUUUGUAUUGUCUACCCUUAUAUAAACAUUGUCCUUUACCUUACCAGCAAGUCGAUAUCAGAUCCUGUAAGCUUCGGUGUUUUAGUAAAACUCUAACUCCUCAAAAACACGAUUGUCUUUGCAUUUCGGCCUUAAAGUUGAUUUCCGAACACCGCCCCUCCCAUCCUGCCACCCUAGGAUGACACUCACUUUGGGUGCCCCAGUCAGAACAAAGCAAAUGCUUGAAAACCGUACUGCCCAUGCUGAGCUGUUUGCUGACUUUGCGAACGGCAGCAGCAAGCAAUAGAGGAUUGGGAACGUCCACAGAGCCUCCCCAUCUCAUUUGUAGCACCGUGGAGCCAGUAACUCUUGCUGGUGCACUGCAUAUUGUAGGCAGCAGAGUUGUGGGAUGAAUACCAAGUGGACAAGUUCCUUGCGUUGACAGCAACACUUCAAUUAUUUACCAUCUGUUUUCUCUGAAACAUAAAAACAUGCACUACAGCAAGGCUUUUAACUUGUAGGGUUGUCAUUAAGUUUACUAUUUAGAACAAGGUUGCUUAUUUAGAGCUGGACCUCCAUGUGAUCAAAGUUUUGGCUAAAACGACAGUCAAGGUACAGAAU
Molecule: messenger RNA, 8554 nt
Organism: Mobula hypostoma (lesser devil ray)
Lineage: Eukaryota; Metazoa; Chordata; Chondrichthyes; Myliobatiformes; Myliobatidae
Product: CD99 antigen-like protein 2
Exons: 12
Coding region: 665-1474 (269 amino acids)
Biological process (GO): positive regulation of neutrophil extravasation; homotypic cell-cell adhesion; T cell extravasation
Cellular component (GO): plasma membrane
Source: RefSeq, a predicted model, not a curated record